This is a messenger RNA of Anolis sagrei ordinatus, 3101 nucleotides long. RefSeq names its product zinc finger protein 512B (gene ZNF512B). The record is from RefSeq and is a predicted model, not a curated record. NCBI's taxonomy places the organism in Eukaryota, Metazoa, Chordata, Lepidosauria, Squamata, Anolidae. Gene Ontology annotation, molecular function: zinc ion binding.
AGGAGAGAGCGCGUGGGGGAGAAAAAAGGAAGGGAGAAGGGAGAGAGAGGAUCUGGAGCAAAGUGUGUGUGUGUGUGUGUGUAGGAAGAAAGGGGGGGGGGUCCUCCGCGCAUGAGCCGCUCCGCCUGGGCGUCUUUGGCGUCGUCGCCGGUGCGCGUUGGCGCUGUUCGGGCCCCCCUGGAGCCGAGCAAAGAGAGAGGGAGAGGGCCCUGGCUCGCCCACCCGGCCAGCUAUGGCAGACUCCUAUUCCUACCGAGUUGGAAAGAAAGUUGGUGGAUCGAGCAAGACCAGUAUGGACAAAGAGAGCAGCAAGGCAGAGAUGAAGCUCAACCCAGCAUAUGAACAGUCAAGGCUUGGAAAUGCAACCAAUGACAAAACUGAAGGCAAGCGGAAAGGGAGGCCCAAAGUGGACAGCCAAGCCCUGAAAGAUAUUCCUCUGCCUCUCAUGAACCAGUGGAAGGAUGAGUUCAAGGCCCAUUCGAGGGUGAAAUGCCCCAACUCGGGCUGUUGGCUGGAGUUCCCCAGCAUCUAUGGCCUGAAGUACCAUUACCAACGCUGCCAAGGGGCAAGGAAGACAGAGAGUGCGGUGGUGGAGAAACGGACCUUUCCUUGUCCGUACUGCGAAGCCACUUUCACCUCCAAAACCCAACUGGAAAAACACCACCUUUGGAACCACCUGGAGAGGCGGCUGCCGGUUGUGACUCCUCCGCCAGUGGAAAACAAAGUGCCCAAAUCCUCCAGCAAAGGCGGGGGCAAGAAAAGAGCUGCUGAGGGUUCAGCUUCCCCCACCAUCCAUCCCAAACAGGCGAAGAUGGAGAAGGCAAUGGUCUUACAGCGGCCCGAGAACGGCGAGUGUGCACCUGUCAAGCAACGCAACAAAGAAUUCCAGGUGACAGUGAGUGGCGUGGCAGCAACGCCUUUGACUCAGCCAUCCAGUGGACGCGGGUCCAAGCAGCAGUCAAGCAGGAAGAUUGUCGAGCAGGAAGAAGACCCCGAAAGGAUGAAGCACAGAAGGAAACAGAAAACCCCUAAGAAGUUUACUGGGGAACAGCCAUCCAUCUCAGGAACGUUUGGAUUGAAAGGGCUGGCAAAAGCAGAAGACAAGGCGAAAGCCCACCGAGCCAAGAAACUGGAAGCAGCUCUAAACAGCGGCGGUAACAACAACAGUGAAGAACAGAAGAAGAAACUGCUGGGAUCCAGUAUGAAAAAGGAAACUUCCUCGAUGGGAGUCACCACAUCUACAGCCACAGCUCUUUCAGUAACAAUGAGCCCCGAGGAGCAGUGGCAGAGGACAAUCAAUGAAAAGGGAGAGAUCGCCUGCCCGACAUGUAACAUGAUCAGCCGGAAGACAAUCCUGGGGCUCAAGAAGCACAUGGAAGUCUGCCAAAAGCUGCAGGAUGCCUUGAAAUGCCAGCAUUGCAAGAAGCAGUUCAAGUCCAAAGCCGGAUUGAAUUAUCACACCAUGGCGGAACAUGUCAACAAACCUCCUCCUGUGGAAGCAGCUGUUCCUCUGACCGAACACGAAGAGCGGGAGAGACUGAGGAAAGUGCUAAAGCAGAUGGGAAAACUCAAAUGCCCCAAUGAGGGUUGUGUGGCCACCUUCUCUAGCCUUAUGGGCUACCAAUACCACCAGAAACGGUGUGGGAAGCAACCAUCCGAAGUCGAGAAGCCGCUUUUCACCUGCCCGCACUGUGGGAAGACCUACAAGUCAAAAGCUGGACAUGAUUACCACCUGAGGUCUGAGCAUCCUUCUGCCCCUCCUGAAAAGCAAGAGAUAAAGCCUGAAUCCAACCCGAUGGAAGAUUUUGAGAGGACUCCGAGUGGCAGGAUCCGGCGCACCUCUGCCCAGGUAGCCGUCUUCCAUUUGCAAGAAAUAGCGGAGGAUGAGCUGGCCAAGGAUUGGACCAAGCGGAGGAUGAAGGAUGACCUGGUCCCUGAAACAAAACGGCUAAAUUACACUCGUCCUGGGCUCCCAAAGUUGAAUCCGAGGCUCCUAGAAACCUGGAAAAAUGAAGUCAAGGAAAAAGGUCACAUCAACUGCCCCAAUAAUUGCUGCGCAGCCAUUUACUCCAGCGUUUCUGGUUUGAAAGCCCACCUCGCCAAUUGCAACAAGGGAGACCACUCUGUGGGGAAGUAUCGUUGUCUUCUGUGUCAGAAGGAGUUUAGCUCAGAAAGCGGAGUCAAAUACCACAUCAUUAAGACUCACUCAGAGAACUGGUUCCGAACAUCUACGGAGGCCAUCCGGAAGAAGAAGAAUAGUGGGGAACACAGCCCUCCCGGCAGCGAAGAAAAAAAGCAAAGCACAGACGGGAAAAAACGAGGUCGGAAGCCAAAGGAAAGGCCCCCGGAGUUUCCCCUCAAAAUCAAAGAAAUCACGCCAGGAAAGACUAACCAUAAGAAAGCCAUGGAGUUGUGGCAGACCGUGGACUGCAACCCCGAUGGGAGGGAGAAAGGUAACAAACCCUCCCAGAGCAAGAAAGGGGGUUCCAGUAAAAUGCCAGAGAAAUAAGAAGCUGGGCGUAAAAACACUCUUUAAGGAUUAGUUUACAACCCAGGGUCACGGGGGCGAGGGGAGCACUCCCCAUUUGCUCAAUGCCUCCACCAUCUACUCAUCCCCUCCUUUUUUAAAAAAAGCACGAGAGACCACUUUUGCAGCAUCACCACAGACAUUUGUUUUCGCGCUGGAAGAGGAAAACGAACGAGACGGCCGGUAUGAUUUCUCUCUUGGGAACCUCCACAGAUUGUAUAUAUGUAUCUGUACUCACGCCUGUGGCGCAUACGCUGCCUCCGCAGUUGGGUCAAAAGGAUAAGAGGGUUGCCGGUGGGGAGCCGCGUCCAUUGCUUGCUUCCUCCAACAAAGGAGAGGAAACGGGUGCAAAAGGGGCGAGCAAAGUGCAAUAGGAACCCAGGUGUAAGCUGGUUAUAUGCGUCCUUUUUUAUUACUAUUAUUUGUGGAUUGCUUUUCAGGUAGCAGUCAUGUGUUAGGAGGUAGCGCUGGUGGAAAAUCUAUGAAUGAUGAAAUUAUUGUUGUGAUUGUGGUUACGAACCAGCUUCCUUUUAUAAUUUUCAUAGGAAAUGCUUUUUCAAAAAAAAAAGAAGAA